Messenger RNA from Poecilia reticulata (guppy), 4273 nucleotides. It is a transcript of the gene cabp7b, whose product is annotated as calcium binding protein 7b. Gene Ontology annotation, cellular component: trans-Golgi network membrane. Gene Ontology annotation, molecular function: calcium ion binding. The record is from RefSeq and is a predicted model, not a curated record. NCBI's taxonomy places the organism in Eukaryota, Metazoa, Chordata, Actinopteri, Cyprinodontiformes, Poeciliidae.
GCUAGAGAGAGAGAGAGAGAGAGAGAGAGAGAGAGAGAGAGCGGAGCGCCGCCACAUACAGCGUGUCUGGAUCAGAUGAGCGGGGGUCACACAGGAUUCCCUUGAAACUGCUCUCCGCGGGGAAACAAACAGGAUUAGAUGACAAAGAUUUCAUUCCAGCCUCGUUUACUGGGGUAAAAAUCAACGCUAUCGCUUCCUCUGCUGCUGCUGCUGCUGCUGCUGCUCCAUCUGCUUUUACAGAAGCGCACACUCUGCUGUCAUCGAUUCUUAUUUUAUUAUUUUUAUUUUUUUGUGCUUUUUCAUUUCUCGUUUUUUGCCAAGAUGCCGAAAUAGGGGGGAGAAAAGUGAACUGGAUUCUGCCAGGAACAGACCGAAAGAACAAGAUGCGAAAUAGGAACCAGUAAGACCCACGGCUGGAUUCAUUUUGUAGCGAUUUUCAUUUUCCAGUUGUAUUAUUGUUUGCUUAAACUCCAAGGAAAGAGAGAGAGAGAGAAAAGAACAUUUAAUGCAUUCCGUUCUAUUUUGUUGUGUUGGAUUUUUAGAUUACCAUCUGGUGGGUCGACACAAGAACACAGACAGAGCUGAGCUCAACAGGCUGCGUGCUAAAAGUUUUACGUGCCAUUUCUGUCAAACGGUCUUUGUUUCCCUGUUGGCUUUCGGAAAGCUGAUGCCAGGCUAUGCACUGAACCCAAAGGCCAAUUCACAGUCUGCCUUUCGGAUACACGCCCCGAUCUUCGCCGUUAUCAUCCAACACAAAAACGUGCCGUGAAGGUGAACUUUACGCAGCGCGAUUUUCCCCAAUCGCCACCCGCUUGAUAUUUUCCCGAAAAUAUCAGGGACUGUAGCCGACGGUCUGUCAAAACUCCGGAGAGCGAGGCUCUAUGAAGAUCGCGACACGGUUGUUGCUUUCCCCUCGCAGAAAUGCCAGUGCGCGCCGUGACCACCAGGUUCAUGUACAAGGGGCUUUGCACUAUCCCAGAUGUCCUCUCCUACCGGACCCCUGUUCACCUGCCCGAGGACGAGGUGGAAGAGAUUCGGGAGGCUUUCAAGGUAUUUGACAGAGAUGGGAACGGCUUUAUCUCAAAGCAGGAGCUGGGAAUGGCCAUGCGCUCGCUGGGCUACAUGCCGAACGAGGUGGAGCUGGAGGUUAUCAUCCAAAGACUUGACAUGGAUGGUGACGGCCAGGUUGGCUUUGAGGAAUUUGUCACAUUGCUUGGUCCUAAGCUCUCUGCUGCUGGGAUGCCUGAUAAGUUCCACGGCGCAGACUUUGACUCCGUGUUUUGGAAGUGCGACAUGCAAAAACUGACAGUAGAUGAGCUGAAAAGACUCCUGUACGACACUUUCCGUGACCAUCUCACCAUGAAAGACAUUGAGAACAUCAUCAUGACCGAGGAAAACCACCUGAACAGUCCAGAGUCUCACGUAGAUAUUGACACAAGCCCAACGCAGCAGGAAAAACACACAUGUGUGCGUAAAAGCCUGAUUUGUGCCUUCGCGAUUGCAUUCAUCAUCAGCGUCAUGCUCAUUGCAGCAAAUCAAAUGCUCCGCAGAGGAAUGAAGUGAAUUAAUGUUGCCAGCCGGACAAAAAGGGAUCCUAGGUUGGGGGAAAAAGAAAACCAUUAACCAAAAUAAAACAAAAAAUGCUCUCGUUUUCUGUUUUACGUCAUAGUUGAAAUGAUGCUUUCACAGCCUUUCUCUACAGCGUUAAGGAUCAUAUGAUGUCACACAGUGGCUGUAAGAGACCGCUUCUCACAGCUUACCAAGAAGAAAACGAGAAGUGAACUACAAGGGCUGAUUAGUGUCACCAACAUGUUUGGAAAAGAAAUUAGAGCAGAAGUCAGAAUGUAACUUUAUAACACUCUAGAGCUCAAGAGCACAACAUGUGCUGCAAGAGUAGCUGUGGUGCAUAAAAUCCUUCAGUUCUCUAGUGAAGCAUCUGUCCAUCCGGAAUGCACCAAAUAACCAAGUACCAAUGAUAGUAAUAAAGCAAUAAUAAUGUGAACAACAUAUUGUUUCAUUUUAGGUUACAGUAAACCCAGAUUCCACUGCACAUUCAUUGGCACCCCUGGUUUUAUAUUUUUAUAUAUUUUUGUCUUACAAAUCUAAAUAUCUAGGUAGAUUUCAUUUCCAUCACUCUAAAUAUGACUUCAUACACAGGCAUAAAGCUUACCAAGAUACACGUAAUCCUUAGUAUUGGAAAAAUUAGAAAACAUACCAUUUAAAUUGGAACGAUGUGUGUUUUACAUAAUGGCUUCUUAGUCUUCAAUACCAAAUCACAAAGUUAUAGGAUGUUUGUGAUAUUUGUGUAAUCUCUCCAGACCUUCCGGAUGUUGUGGUUUCUUCAUGUGCUCAAUUCAGUUCAGCUGAGCCGACAGGUUUUCUAGGCUUUGCAGUAAGUCUGGACACUGAGAUCGUGAUUGGUUUAGUGUCUGGUGAACCACUUUCACAUCUAUUUAGGGAUGUUUUUUUUCACUACUAUCUUCCUGAAAUCCAGAUUUUUUUUUAAAACAGUCCAGUAUUUCAAACAGGUUGCCAUGCCAGGAACCUUAUUUGUCAAAAUUCCAGUUGUCUUAAGAAUUUUGGUGGCUAUUUUUUUUUCUUCUUCCAACUAUUUUCUUACAAACACGUCUGCUUGAAUGGCAUGUCUUCUUCCACUUCCUAUGUUGACAAAUGAGUUUGUUAUAUUUAUACUCCAAAGAAUAUAACGUUCUCAGAUAUUCUGAUCAAUUGACUAAGUAUAAAUUAAUAAAUGAUCUCAUCAGAUCUAUUCGUGGGAACUGUCAGAGGUGUGGCAAGGGGUGCAGCAAGUACCUGGAAAUUUGAUAUAUUAUUCCAAUCAAGGGAAUAAAUAAUAAAAAGCUACAUUAUUAUAAGAUUUUCAGUGUUAGGUUAUGACACUGCAAUAAAAAAAAUUACUUUAAGGCCUUUCACACCUCUUGAACUGAGAUGCCAGUAGGUUUGGAGGGUUCUGCUAAAACUUCACAUCCCAGAAAAGUGUUGAUCUCUUUAUCCAUCGCACAAAUCAAGAAGAGAUUUUAUGCUCACAACCUGCCUUCAAUUCAUUCAAGUCCCAGUUUGCACAUUUCAAAUCUGUGCAUCUAUGCCACACUUUCAAAAUGAGCAUCAGCAAAGACAAUUUAGCCGCAGAGUGACCCAUUUAGAACACAUAGAACCGUGUUUAGGACAUGUAUUACCUGUAAUAUUUAUAGCAAAUGAAUAUGAUGUAUUCUAUGCGGCACACUUGCAUGUCAAGAAAUAAAUGUGUGUUGUAUGUGGGUGGUAUAGAUUUUUGAGGUAAAUGUUCAAAUAAUUAUGCAAUUUGUUAAGUGAUAAUUGCAAAAAAAAUGUGACAUUUUCUUGUAAAUGUCAUUUUUGUCAAUGUGCAAACAAUAUCAAAAUACUAAAUUCUUUGCAGUAUGCUGUGAACAAUAAUUUUACAUAUCAUGGGGGGAACGUUGUUUUCUGGCUUUUACAUAGAGUACUUAGACAAUAUAUUAUUUAAUUAUAUGACAUCAUUAUAUUUUCUUAUACUUGGAUGAGGUAUACAUUAAAUCGAUGUUAUUUUGUUAUCAAUAUAUGCAUAAAGUUUUAUAAAAACAUACAAAAAAAUGCACAAAAAAAUGAUGUGUCUGGACAUUCAGAUGCAAGUUCUGUAUAUUGAGGCCAUGCACUUACAUUAACUUUAAAAAUUUGUUAACUUUUAAGGUUUUCUUCAGAUUUUACUAAACUAUUCUUAUUUAUUUCUUAAGUCAGUUCAGCUUCUCAAAGCUCUACCACGAAGUGAACAGCAUGGGUAGGUGAGAAUCACUCUGGCAAUAAGAUAUAUAUUUUAUCCAAUGUAGCAGUUUGGUGUAAAAAAAAGAACAAAACAGAUUUAUAUGACAUUGCUUUACCUCUUCAUGUGAACAUAUCAUGUAAAAAUGAGUGUUGUGUGGAUAUAAAAAUAGUCACUGUGCCAAAUAUUGUCCUAUGAUGCACUGUACUAACAAAUAUUGUCCUGUUUUAUGUGUUGGUGUAUUAAUGAGUGGAUUACUUUGUUAACAGGUUGUCCUAUUUGUUGUGAUUGUAACUGGAUUUUGUCAUUCUAGAAACAAACCCAUGUUCCACUUAAGCAAUGCCAAUAUUAAGUCUACUUGGUCAAAAAUGAUUCAGACUUUGCAAGGAUUUCUGAACAGCUAACUACAAUAAUUAUUUUAGGUCUAAGCAUUGUGCCAUCCAACUGUGAUACAUUAACUAUGAUUUUACUUUGUAAAAUAAAAAAUCUGCUGUUUUA